This is a messenger RNA of Carassius auratus (goldfish), 3857 nucleotides long. Its product is annotated as synaptotagmin-16-like. The record is from RefSeq and is a predicted model, not a curated record. NCBI's taxonomy places the organism in Eukaryota, Metazoa, Chordata, Actinopteri, Cypriniformes, Cyprinidae. The coding region runs from base 551 to 2347 and encodes 598 amino acids. Gene Ontology annotation, molecular function: phospholipid binding. The transcript is spliced from 7 exons.
UAAUGGGGAAGGAAAUACUUUCCACAUGUUUGGUAGACAAAAUAAAAAUAAAAAAUUGCCUAUUGAAAUUAAUAUAAAAUGUUUUUUCAUUUAUUUAUAUAGCACCUUUCAAACACCUUAAGGACACUUUAUAUAAGAUAAAUAACAGAUAGUAUACAACAUAUAAACAGCAGACGGAGGUGAAAUAAUAUGCAAUACAAAAGCAUUGAACAGAAAAUUUAGGCAAGCAAUUCAUUAAGAAACAUUGUAAAUGGGUGAGUUUUAAGAGCAGCUUUAAAGGUCUUGAGUGAAGAGAUAACCCCGAGAUCUUGUGGUAGUUUAUUCCAGAGUUUGGCAGCGGAAAUGCAAAAAAUCAUACCACCCACACUAGAUUGACGGAAUUUGGAUACUGCAAGCAAAUUUUCAGAGCUCGAUCUCAAAGUACGAGCAGGGAGAUAGGGGAUAAUUAUUUCAGAAAGUAACAGCAUGAAGGAAUUCAAUGGGUCUUCUGUGCAUCUGAAAAUAGACCUUCUUUUGAGCUGUUGGGGAAAACAUUUUGAAAUCUGAUGGAAUGGCAGACAUUCCUCAGUCAGGUAUCCCAGUAUUCACUUCAUGGAUCGCAGAGAUGUCAGAUGCUUUUUCCAAUGGCUUUCGCCGCCUCAGCCUAAACCGCGUUGUUGACUCUGAGGUGUCAGUGAAAGAUGAGAGUUCAGAGGUGGAGCAGAACUUGAUGGAUGUUCAUGGAUCUGGAGUUGAUCCACAGGAGAAGCUGGCGCUCCGAGAUCAGGGCAGUAGGUUUGAAUAUGCCCUCUCGGUCGAACGUCUGACUCCCAUCAGAGAAGAGACCGAUGAGCUGGAGAGCAGGAGAAGUCUGCUGGCUUCACGGUGCUCUGAUGCUGUGAAUAGUUCCGGUGAUGAUGGUGAGAUUUCCAGCUUAUCAAACAGCGAUGAGGAGUUAGCAAAGCAGUUUGAGAUCACUGUUUCCCGCUCACAAAGCUUCCGUUCGGGGGUUAUGGAGCUCCACACCCAGAAUGCACCAGGCCAACAUCAAAAAUUUAAACAGUUGGUGUCUGACCAGGAAGAAGGAAGCACAGAUCCAUCUGACUGUGAAGAAGCUGAGAGAAACAGUGUGCAGAGUUUUCAGGAUCCCCUCUCAUCUAGGCGACGUGUAGGGUCUGAGACGAGAGACCCGCUGUCACAGAGUCCUCUUUCUGAGGACCGGGCGCUUACUGACCCCCUCUCUCUGAUGGCAGAGCAGAUAUCUGUGGGCUCCCAGGACACAGGGGACAGUCUGGAAGCUCUACCCAGGGAUGAGCGCAGUCGUCUGGGCAGUGUGGGGCGGCAGACUCCACAAAGGAGUCUGGCAGUCGACAAUCAUGGUUACGACAACAGUGUGGCUACGGAUAGUACACCCACAUGGAGUCCUGAGCAUGAACAAUCUCCAUCCCACCCUCUGAGCACUUCUCCUCGUGGGCAUAUCUCAAAAUGUGGUGACCUCACACUUGCCCUCGACUACCGGGCUGAAUCCCACAGGCUCCUGGUCACAGUGAUAAUGGCCCAAGGCAUUCCAGACAAGGCACGGAGCGGCAUGGACUCCUGGCUGGUGCACGUGGUGCUGUUACCUGGGAAACGACAGCGGCACAAGACGGCCGUACAGAAAGGCUCCAUGCCCAGGUUUGAGGAGACAUUCCGGUUCUCACAUCUAGAACUGGGGGACCUGGGUUCCUCUGCACUCCGGUUCCGCCUGUAUGCACUGGGGAAGAUGAACAAGGAGAGGAUGAUGGGAGAGGCCAUGUACAGGCUGAGCAGACUGACUCAAAUAGGGCGCUUCCAGAUCACGCUGGUGCUGGAGCCACGUAGUAAUCUCAAGACAGGAGACUCCCCGGUGUCUUUGGGUGCUCAGAGUGACAGUGCUUCCUCCACUCAUUCUGUUUCUCACGGUGGAAACCCAGAACUACUGCUGGGUUUAUCAUAUAACGCCACCACAGGACGACUGUCUGUGGAGAUCAUUAAAGGCAGCCAUUUCCGUAACUUCACACUCAACAGACCUCCAGAUACAUUUGGCAAGCUCACUCUGUUAAACUCCGUGGGACAAGAGAUUUCCCGCUGUAAGACGUCCAUCCGUCGCAGUCAGCCGAAUCCUGUCUUCAAGGAGACGUUUGUCUUCCAGGUCGCGCUGUUCCAACUCUCAGAUGUCACAUUAAUGGUCUCCAUUUACAAUCGGCGGAACAUAAAACGCAAGGAGAUGAUUGGCUGGGUGGCUCUGGGCCAGAACAGCAGUGGUGAGGAAGAGCUUCUUCACUGGCAGGAUAUGAAGGAGAGUGGAAACCAGCAAGUCUGCCGCUGGCACACACUACUUGAAGCUUAGAGGAGAGAUAGAAGUCUAAUCAUUCAUAACUACUUCAUCCAGAUGGGGUUCUCCUUUGGGAAGGAGGUGAAAGCCAAGACCAAAAUGCCCACAAAAACAGAAAUGAACAAGCACUUUUAACAGUUUCAAAGAAAGAUAAUAAUGCAACUGUGAAAAUCUUUGAAGCACACACAAACACAAAGAAACACCCACACACCACUUUUCUUUCUCCCUGAGAGUACUUGAUAUAGUCUCUUAUCUGGUAACCCGGAAAUGACUUCAUGGCGUAAUAUACUGACUACUCUCUUCAACUCCAGCAGCAACCAAUCAAAACGUAUUAUUGCCAAAGCCACGGUGAUUGUCGCCUAGUGAUUUCAUGAAUGGAGGAUUGAUUUAAAAUGAUAAUGUCUUUCUUCAGACACCAGUAGCAGUUUUGGUGAGACCAAAUGUUAAACUGUUGAACACGUGCACUUUCAAUCAUGCUCUCUCACUGGUGAGAGUAAAGCUGUUUCUUUUUGUUACAUUUGACAUCUUUUUAUUUUAUUUUACGUCAAAAUAUGACUUUAUGACUUCAAAUAUGCCAUAUUUGACCUAAAAAAUAUAUUUCUGUCAUUAUUUACUCACCCUCAUAAUGUUCCAUUAUGAAUUGUUUUGAUUCUACUAAGGAAAACUAACGUUUUUAAACUCUUUUCAGAAAUUUCAUUGAUUGGGGACUGGUGCUGUUCAGGCUUAAAAAAUACUAAUUUUAUUCAUUGAAAAUCUAGACAUGCAGUUUUGUUCUACUGGGCAUGUUUACAAGUGAAUCUGAUUAGCGAAUGAAUCCUUUUACUCAAUUUAGUUCAAUGAUACAUUUAUCAACAAUGGUAUGAAUGAUUCAUUUGAAGAGAUUUAUCUGGUUCACAAAUUCAUUUGAAUCAGUUCCUCGAAGAUCUGAUCACAAAUGCUUAACAGACCACUGGAGAUUAUUAUUGCAUACAUUUCAGCCUGUUCCUCUCACAGAGCUAUUCUAUGGCUUGGAGUAUAGUGUCCAAGUCAAAUGUAUUAGUUUUUAUAAUGCUUGUGAAUCCAUCUUGAAGCUUAAAAGCUCCAGUUCCCUUUUUGUUUCAAAAUUCUUGGAAAGAGACCAAUCCUACAUACUAAAACUCAGAGCACAGACACUUAUGCAUGUUCAAGAAAAUCUUCAGACAAACUUAACUCUGUCCUUAUUACAUUAAAACCCAAACUAUUUUCUAAUGCAUGCCUGUAAUGCUUUAUGCAUAUAUAAAGUGCCUGAUCUGAUCAAACCUUUAUGGAGCUUUUAUUUAUAGCCUGUGUUAUUGGAUAUAAGCAUGAAAAACUCCGGAGCAUUACAAAUGCAUGGACCACGGUGUUUUAAAAAUCAGUAGUGCCUGUUUUGCAUGCAUUCAAAUACAAAGUGUUUUUUUGGAGAUAAAUGCAUAUAUUUUGGCUAUUAUUAAAGACAUCCCUAAUACACUACUUUUGUGCUUUGUUAUGAUUCGGAACAUCAAUAAAUCUUUAUUUUGUAACACUG